UAAUGUAUUAUUUAAUUACAUCUUAAUAAUGUAUUAUAUUAGUAAUGCAUAUAUGUAAAUUUGCUUAAUGGGCUGGAGUAAUAAUGUUGUUACAUUGGAAUUAGAACAAGUGUGAUGAGUUACUUUAUAUCAUUUUAUUAAAAAUAAAAAUAUUCAAAAUGAGUCGACGAAGAUCUCGAAGUUCUUCUUCUUCUGGAAGUUUAGACAGUGAGGAGGAGCAGCGAUUGAAAGAUUUAAAGGAAAGAGAUGAAUUUGCCACAAGACUUAAGAAAAAAGAUGAAAAUAAGACUAGAAAAAUAUUGGAGGCUUCUGGAAAUAGAUUUGAAGAAGCAGCCAAGCGGUUAAAAUUAGAAGCUGAAGAUCGAGAUAAAAUGUUACCUGUACUCAGAAUUCAGUCCAGAAGAAAAUAUCUGGAAAAACGUAAAGAAGAUAAAGUCGCUGAGUUAGAAGCAGAUAUAGCAGAUGAUGAAUACUUGUUUGAAGAGGAAAUAUUAACUGAAAAGGAGAAACGUGACAGAGAACAUAAAAAACAAUUACUUCAGAUCGCUAAAGAACAUGAAAAGGCUAGAGAACUUGAAAGGAUUCAAAGAUAUCACAUGCCCAGAGAUAUUAAAAAAGGAGAGACAGGUGAAUAUGUUGAGGUUGACGAAGGUGAAAAACUUCCCCAUCAUGAACAAAAAAAAUGGGAGCAAGAACAGAUGUCAUCAGCUGUUUACAAAUUUGGCUCACGGAGUGAUUCAAAAAAGGAUGAAUAUGAGCUAUUAUUAGAUGAUCAAAUUGAAUUUAUACAAGCCUUGCGUAUGGAUGGUACUAAAGACAAAGAUAAAAAACCUGUUCAAACUGAAGCGCAAAAGAAAAAAAUGGAUAUAGAGGAAACUAAAAAGUCUUUACCAGUAUAUCCAUUUAAAGAAGAUUUGAUUGCAGCUAUUCGAGAACACCAGAUUCUUAUUAUUGAAGGUGAGACUGGAUCAGGUAAAACUACUCAAAUACCACAAUAUUUAUAUGAAGCAGGUUUUACUGAAGAUGGAAAAAAAAUUGGAUGUACACAACCCAGAAGAGUUGCUGCUAUGUCAGUUGCAGCUCGUGUUGCUCAGGAAAUGGGUGUCAAACUUGGAAACGAAGUUGGAUACAGUAUCCGAUUUGAAGAUUGCACUUCAGAAAGAACUGUGCUGAAAUACAUGACUGAUGGUACAUUGCACAGGGAGUUUUUAUCAGAACCAGAUUUAGCAUCUUAUUCUGUAAUGAUAAUUGAUGAAGCUCAUGAGAGGACAUUACAUACAGACAUUUUAUUUGGAUUAGUUAAAGAUAUAGCAAGAUUUAGACAAGAUUUGAAGUUACUAAUAUCUAGUGCCACAUUAGAUGCAGAAAAAUUUUCAAACUUCUUUGAUGAUGCACCUAUUUUUAGAAUACCAGGCCGAAGGUUUCCAGUAGAUAUAUACUAUACUCGUGCUCCAGAAGCCGAUUAUGUUGAUGCAUGUGUUGUUUCUGUACUACAAAUUCAUGCUACUCAACCUCUAGGUGAUAUAUUAGUUUUUUUGACUGGUCAAGAUGAAAUUGAAACAUGUAAUGAAAUGCUUCAGGAUCGUGUAAAACGACUUGGAUCAAAAUUGAAGGAAUUGAUUAUUUUGCCUGUUUAUGCAAAUUUACCAAGUGAUUUGCAAUCAAAAAUUUUUGAACCAACACCUCCUGGUGCAAGAAAAGUUAUUCUAGCCACAAAUAUUGCAGAAACGAGUUUGACCAUUGAUAAUAUUAUUUAUGUUAUAGACCCUGGGUUUGCCAAACAAAAUAAUUUUAAUUCCAGGACAGGUAUGGAAAGUUUAAUGGUAGUACCAAUAUCCAAAGCAUCAGCUAAUCAAAGGGCUGGUCGUGCUGGUAGAGUUGCAGCAGGAAAAUGCUUCAGAUUAUAUACUGCAUGGGCUUAUGCCCAUGAACUAGAAGAUAACACUAUUCCUGAAAUACAGCGCAUUAAUUUAGGAAAUGCUGUGUUAACAUUAAAGGCUUUGGGUAUAAAUGAUUUGGUUCAUUUUGACUUUUUGGAUCCUCCUCCUCAUGAGACAUUGGUAUUAGCUUUAGAACAACUAUAUGCAUUAGGUGCAUUAAAUCAUCAUGGAGAAUUGACAAAACUUGGUAGAAGAAUGGCUGAAUUUCCCGUUGAUCCUAUGAUGGCUAAAAUGUUAUUGGCUAGUGAGAAAUACAAAUGUUCUGAAGAAAUUGUUACUAUAGCAGCUAUGUUAUCGGUAAACGGAGCUAUUUUUUAUCGGCCAAAAGAUAAAAUCAUUCAUGCUGAUACUGCAAGAAAGAAUUUUAAUCACAUUGGUGGGGAUCAUUUGAGUCUUUUGAAUGUUUAUAAUCAAUGGGCUGAAUCUGAUUUUUCAACACAAUGGUGUUAUGAAAAUUUUUUGCAAUACCGUUCUUUGAAACGGGCUAGAGAUGUGAGAGAACAAUUAGUUGGUUUAAUGGAACGUGUUGAGAUUGAAAUGGUUUCAGGAUUAACAGAAACUGUUAAUAUCAGAAAAGCCAUUACAGCUGGAUAUUUCUACCAUGUAGCAAGAUUAUCAAAAGGAGGCAAUUAUAAAACGGCCAAACAUAAUCAGACUGUUAUGAUUCAUCCAAACAGUUCAUUAUUUGAAGAUUUACCUAGAUGGUUGCUUUAUCAUGAAUUAGUAUUCACAACAAAAGAAUUCAUGCGUCAAGUAAUUGAAAUAGAAAGCAAGUGGCUUCUGGAAGUAGCUCCACAUUAUUAUAAACCAAAAGAAUUAGAAGAUUCUACUAAUAAGAAAAUGCCAAAAACGAUUGGCAGAGUGAAACCUACGGAAGCAUGA
This is a messenger RNA of Ctenocephalides felis (cat flea), 2822 nucleotides long. Its product is annotated as pre-mRNA-splicing factor ATP-dependent RNA helicase DHX16-like. The record is from RefSeq and is a predicted model, not a curated record. Gene Ontology annotation, molecular function: RNA binding; ATP binding. The coding region runs from base 159 to 2822 and encodes 887 amino acids. NCBI's taxonomy places the organism in Eukaryota, Metazoa, Arthropoda, Insecta, Siphonaptera, Pulicidae. Gene Ontology annotation, cellular component: intracellular anatomical structure; catalytic step 2 spliceosome. The transcript has 13 exons.